Molecule: messenger RNA, 3445 nt
Organism: Momordica charantia (bitter melon)
Lineage: Eukaryota; Viridiplantae; Streptophyta; Magnoliopsida; Cucurbitales; Cucurbitaceae
Source: RefSeq, a predicted model, not a curated record
GUGUAACCAACGCGGGGAGGAAAAAUAAAAGGCUACCGAACGGGAAAGAAAGAAAUAUUACACAGUUGCUUGCACGAUCUCUAAAGCGAAUCGAAACCGACAAAUUUGUUUGCUGAAUAAACAAAUAAUGGAAUAGAAAAGAGACGAUCAACUCGAAAAGAGUGGACCCUUUUCUGAAUUCCAUUCAUUCCUUCGUUUGUUUGUUCAUCUUUUCUAGGCGUAGCCCCUUUUUCUUUGCUUUCUCGUAAUCGCGAGAAGAGGGGCUGAAGAUUUUCUUACCCAACAACGAAAACCCACAUAAUUCGAUACUAAGUUGCGUAUCUCUGACGCGUUCUUUUUUGUAACGAUGGGAUGCCAAUGAACUCAUCUCUUAUCUGAUCUGGGCUGUGCUCUGUUUUUAAUUUAAGGUAAGUGUAUCGUAAUCGGACGGCAUUGGCAAUGUCUCCAACUAUUAUUUUAUUCGCCUGCUUUAUUGGUUCUUCUCGAACUUUGGGUUUUUGUCAGUUGAGUAAUUAGAUGUUUGGUUGUGUGUGAAUCUGUCUGCUUCCAGCUCUACCUGGCUCUCUUGGCAGAUUUCCUGGGAUAACCUUUUGGUUCUUCGAAUGAUUUUGCUUCCUAUGUUGGAUGUCUUACUAAAGUGCAAUAGCGUUUUUAAGGGAGUUCAUGAGAUGUUGUAGCUUAACAGUGGAUUCAUCUGUCCCUUGGAUGUAAAUGGUUGCAUUAGAUUUCUCAUGUCCCUUGUUUUGCUUUCUUCCAUUUAUGUUCUUAAUGUCUUAAAGGGUGAUAUGAAUGUUCGAUUAAUAUAAUUUUUCCAUUUUGUUUUCUAGCUUUUGUCUUGGAAGAAGAUUUCUGCUGUAAACUCUUAUCUUUGUAUAUAUAUGUCUUAAGUUCUGUUAUCUCUAAAAUUCAAUUUUUGAGUUAAGUGCAUUCUUCUGGAGGGCCUCAUAUAGCGAUAUUCUUCUCACUCUUUGUUCGUUAUUGCUUUCUUCAGUGGAUUUUGUUCUGGACUGAGGCAUUUUAUCGAAAACUAUUAUUGUAAUCAGGUCCUUGGUCACCUUCCAUUUUUCCUCCUAUUGAUUUAAUUUAUGUCGAGCACUUUUUUGUUCUUGCUAUUUAUGCCCAUUAAGUUUCUUUAUUAGUAGGCUAUUGUUUUUUUUCCAGGUGUUCUGUCAAUUCUAAUGGCCGAGAAGGGUGAUGUGCUGCCAGUGACACCAGAAACGAUUGUGGCUGCAGGUACUAAUUUGAGAAGAAGCUCUAUGGGGGGACAGACAAGUUCUUCGAAUAGUGGAGAGAAACUUGUGCCUCAUUAUUUAAGAGCAUCUACUGGCUCCUGUCAUGAUUUUUGCAAAUAUGGGAGAAAGCAUGCUUUUGAAACCAAGACAAGACUUCCUAUGCUAAAAAAUGUGGCAAGUAAAUCACUCGACAGUGAAAGUUCGGUAGAUAGUGUGGUACUUCCUGAGAGAAAGAAAACCACCUCGACUAAGGCCCAUGCCAAAUUUUCAUCAGCUUCCAGAUUAUCUGAUACUGAUUCGACCACCUUCGUGAGGCCUGAAAUGUUGGUAAAGUCUUCUGUAUUUCCAAGUCCAAUCCAGAGAGAAGUCCUGAAUGAAAGUAAGAAGAAAUUGUUGGCCGGGCCAAGACCUUUACCCGAGUCAGGAUCACAAUCUCCCAUCGUUUUGAGACCAAUGCAGAAAGAAGUCCUGAAUGAAAGUAAGAAGAAGUUGUUGUUUGAGCCGAGACCUUUACCCAAGUCAAGAUCACGGACUCCCGUCUUUUCGAGUCCAAUGCAGAGAGAAGUCCUGAAUGCAAGUAAGAAGAAAUUAUUGGCUGAGCCAAGACCUUCACUCAAGUCAAGAUCACAUACAACAAAUGCCCUGAAAAACUUGAAGCCGAGAGCCUCUUCAGCUACUAGAAAUCCAGAAGAUGCUGUAGUUCAAGUUUUGGAAAAAUCCAAGGAGAGAAGGUUACCUGAAAAGCAUGAUGACAUUUCAAAAUCGAAGUCUAUUAAAGUGAAACCAUUGAGAUCUGCUGGGUCUCCAGAGAAUUUGAGAAGAAAAAAUGAUUCCGAAGUAGGGAAAAGUUUAGUGACCUCCAAAGAAGCUGCUAAGAGAGUAGCAGCCUCCGCAAGAGCUUCACUAUCCUCUAACUCUAUCCGUGGAGCUGCAAACUUUACUGUGAGAAAGCGCAGUAACUUGAAAGCCGUCCCUCUUAAAACUCGUAGUAAGACGAAAAUAGCUGAACGUGAGCAAGUCCGGAGUGAAGAGGUCCAAGAGAAAACCUUCCAGAGUGAAGAGGAGAUUCAAGAAAAAACCUUCCAGAUUGAAGAGGUCCAAGAGAAAACCUUAUACGUCAUUAAGAUAGAAAAUGAGGAGAAAUCUCCACAAUAUGAUCAGAAUGAAACUGAUGAUAACAUGGAAGCGGUGCCAUUUUCACCACCUAAAUCAUUAUCAUCGCCACCGACCCCGUCUUUUUUGGCCAAUGAAGAAGAUCAUGAUGUAUCUGAAUACACAGAAAGUGAAGCAGAGGAUGACUCUUACUCCGAAGACGAUGAACUUGGCAGCAUGGAAGCACAUAAUGUUUCAAGUGAAGGUGGUAAAGAAGUCGGAUCCCACAAUCUUGGGAUGUAUCAAUCUGAAGGAAAGGAUCCUCAAUCUACAAAACUAAGUUUCAGAAGGGGAAAAAUUAUUGACAUCCGGUCUGAGAGUAAUAGUCCGAGGAGGCUUAAAUUUAGGCGUGGAAGGCAACUGGGGGAGAAUCAAAGGGCUGUUGAUGGCUUUAGAAAAAACUUCAAGAAGGUAAAAGAAGUUGACAGUGACACCAACACCAUAGAAACAGCUCCAGAAACUGUUGUUUUAAGGCACCAAGAUGUGCAGGGGAAAAAAGAUGCGCAGGGCUUGUUCAACAAUGUUAUUGAAGAAACCGCAAGUAAACUUGUUGAAACACGAAAGAGUAAGGUUAAGGCCUUGGUUGGUGCUUUUGAAACAGUGAUCUCCCUGCAAGAUGGGAAACCUUCUCUAGACACUGCGAGUUGAGUGAAAAAUUGAGCUCGACUUAAAGAAUCUAAUUGAUCCUCAUAGAGUGGUCGGUGACUCGGUAAUAAGUUUUGUUUCGAAAACAGGAUGUAGAACUCGAUGAGCUGACAUUGAAGUAGCAUAGAAACAAGAUUGCUGUUUUUAAUGAUAGGAAGAUUUUUGUACACAGUUAGACAGGAAGUGUUGUUUGUGCAGCUGAUCUUGAUAGGUUUGAUAUUAUUUUUCAGGGUAAUCUUCUGCUCCCUAACCUCAAAUCUUUCUACUGAAUUGACGUUAUUGACAUUUGAGUUGCACAUAGAAUAAGGGUAGGCUCAUGACUUCAUGUGUUUUGAACUAUGACAGAGUUAUCUGCCGAAUUUGGAUUUAUUAGUUAGUUGCGACUCUUUUCUUAUGAAUGGAUUUAUAUUUUAUUA